AUGUCCAAGUCUUAUUUUAUGGGUCAUUACCGGAUGGGGAAUUGCACUGAGAAGAGAUUGCAAACCAUCAUCUGGUUUUCCACAUUCUCAACUCUUGGAGUCCAUGACGUCCAUGCUGGCUUUGUGAGUGUAACUGGAGGAAGUGGAUCUUUUGUUGAUAGUUCUUUCUUUCUGGCUAGACGGAGUAUUCACCCUUCUGUUGCUCAUUCAAGGUUUACCCAACAGGAACUUCCAGCAUGCAAGCCGAUUCUUACACCCCGAUGGGUGAUUUCAGCAUUCAUGCUUGUUAGCCUUGUAUUCAUUCCCAUUGGAGUUGCUUCCCUAUUUGCUUCCCGGGAUGUUGUUGAAAUCAUUGAUGGGUAUGAAACUCACUGCAUACCACAGGAGUUUAGGAAUGAUAAGGUCAAAUAUAUACAAACUCCUGGAGUGAAACCCUGCAUCAGAACCAUGACGGUGCCCAAGCAUAUGAAGAAACCUAUUUAUGUGUACUAUCAGCUUGAUAAUUUUUAUCAGAAUCAUCGCAGGUAUGUGAAGAGCCGAAGUGAUGUGCAGUUGAGAGAGAACAAGAGUGAGAAUGAUGUAAGCUCUUGUGAGCCUGAAGAUAUUGCCAAUGGGAUGCCGAUUGUGCCCUGUGGCCUUAUAGCUUGGAGUUUGUUCAAUGAUACCUACAACUUCUCACGCAACAACCAGCCAUUGACAGUAAACAAGAAAGACAUCUCGUGGAAGAGUGACAGGGAUCACAAGUUUGGCAAAAAUGUCUUCCCCAAGAACUUCCAGAGUGGAAAGCUUGUAGGGGGUGCAAAUCUCAGUUCAUCCAUACCAUUGAGUGAGCAGGAGGACCUCAUUGUUUGGAUGCGAACCGCAGCUCUUCCAACCUUUAGGAAAUUGUAUGGGAAAAUAGAGGUGGAUCUUCAGAAAGGGGAGGUGAUAAAUGUGACAUUAGAGAACAAUUACAACACUUACAGUUUCAACGGCAAGAAAAAGCUUGUGCUUUCUACCACCAGCUGGCUUGGCGGGAAGAAUGAUUUUCUUGGUAUUGCAUAUCUCACUGUUGGUGGGCUAUGUUUGUUUUUGGCUAUGGCAUUCACAGUUGUGUAUCUAAUUAAGCCGAGGCGACUUGGAGAUCCAUCCUAUUUGUCAUGGAACCGGAACCCUGGAGGCCACUAA
Ilex paraguariensis (yerba mate) is the source of this 1167-nucleotide messenger RNA. Lineage: Eukaryota; Viridiplantae; Streptophyta; Magnoliopsida; Aquifoliales; Aquifoliaceae. The record is from the annotation of a GenBank genome assembly.